This is a messenger RNA of Mycena citricolor, 858 nucleotides long. The record is from the annotation of a GenBank genome assembly. NCBI's taxonomy places the organism in Eukaryota, Fungi, Basidiomycota, Agaricomycetes, Agaricales, Mycenaceae.
AUGGCGGACACUGUCACAUACAACGCGUUCCGUAUCACUCCACUUUCCGGCCCUGAAAAUUAUGGUCCUUGGAAGGUCCAAAUGGGGGACAUCAUCACAGAGAUGGACUUGAAUGAUCACAUCAAUCCCGAAGUUACCCCGCCCACUGAUACCGCCAAGAAAGCUGUAUGGGACAAAGCCGAUCGUCGCACGCUGUCAUCGAUCAGACUUCGUGUCGCACCUAAUAUUGUCCAACAUAUCCAGGGGGAGACCACCGCGCUCGGUGCAUGGCAGAUGCUGUCUGCAUUAUUUGAGCUCAAAGGCCAAAUGGGCCUGAUUCUUGCGCGCCACAAGUUUUACUCUACCCGUGCACUCGACCAACAGCCGCUUGAACCACACAUCAAAAUGAUGCGCCAACUCCAGGGGGAGCUUCGCUCGCUUGGACAAGAAGUGUCUGACUCAGACUUUGCAGUCACCCUUCUCAGUUCGCUCCCGACUGAAUGGGACUCGUUCAUUCGCGCCAAUUUACAUGGAACAAUUAAUCCGCAGUCAAAAACUGUCAUUGCCGACAUCUUGACCGAGGAACGCCGCCGCUACGAGAAGGAUGGACUUACCCCCGAGGAACUCGCCAUUGCCAUGGCUGCAACCCAUAACCGUCGAUCUGUCACCCGUCAAUCACGACAGCCCGCAUCAAACUUCGCCACGUCAUCAUCAACGUGGAAACGAGCCAUUUGCCACAGGUGUGGAGGCAAAGGACACAUUGCUCGUGUCUGCCCAUCUUCCAAGAUCGAAGAUGUAAAUGAACCCGACAAAGCACAUGCUGUUUUCGGUGUGUACGAAGAGGAGGAAAAUGACUCCGACAAUGACUACGCGCUCUGA